GCCUUUUUAUACUAUAUCUGUGGUUGUGCUUUGCUUGUUUGCUUGCAUUUCUAGGUAGUAUCGAUUGUUUUGUUUGCAAAUUUAUCGUGUAUUUACGAUUUUUUUCUUUACCAUCAGACCAUGUCAACUUGGUGUCAGAAUGAGGAUUUUCUGUGCCCUGGUGAUUUCCUGGAGUUGUUGUAUAAAAGCGAAAAUUUAAACGAACGAAAGCAGGAACAUGUCUCUAACGAGGCAGAGCAUCGCAAGAGAUUCCAGCAUAUUAUGGACAAACAAACCGCACAGUCUUCAUCAUCUCGCGACAGAUCUCGGUCACCAAUCAACUUCAGCUCAGAUUCCGCACCCGAUGGCGCGUUGGGGCGGGAUGAUCGCGAAAAUGACGCUUCAGAGGGCGAUGAUAGUACAUUUAUAGCACCUGAUGCCCACGCGUUAUAUGUGUCUCCCGAAACGCAUGACAGAAAUGCGGGCAGUCAGAGUAAAGUUAGUGAGGGUAGGGGUAGACGAAGGGGUGUUAGGGUUAGAGGUGUGCGCGGUACGAAUGCUCGUGGCCGUGGGAAUAGGGGUCGCAAAAACCAGUGGGAGGUUGGACAUCCGCUGACAGAAAUAUGGACGAACGAUAAGGAUGUUCCACGCGAACUGGUCAAUUUGGCGUUGGACGUUUUAAAGAGACGCAAGUUAGGAUUGCGCGAUACUCUAGCAUCUGAUAGAAAUUAUCGGGAAAGCGCCAGCGAGAGUGAUGACGAGGAAUUUGUUGAUGCCAAUGAUGCAGCAGACGGUGUUUUGUCUGAUUUUGAAUGGUGUCCUAUGGAUUCGUUUCAAGGGCGUGAAGAGGAGUUUAGGUAUGAACGUACUGGUCCGCUUAGUGUGUUCGCGUCGGCGUACGAAGCGUUUCGGACGUUUUGGAACGAUGAUAUUUUGAGUCUCAUCGUUAAUGAGACAAAUAAACAUGCCACGACAAUUGCGUCCGCCAAUUUUCAAACCGAAUGGGUGCCGACGAAUGAUCACGAAAUCAUGUGUCUCUUCGCUUUCUGGAUCAUGCUGGGGGUAGUCAGAAUGCCGACUAUUACCAGCUGUUUCUCUGUCGACCCCCUUCUGAAGACGGAAAUUUUCAGUCGUAUCUUUACGCGGAGGAGAUACGAAAUGUUGUGCAGAGCAUUGAAUUUUAUAGAGUCCGAAACGGCUUCGAAUAAGCCUAAUGUUUCCACUACUACUGAUGAUACAUCAGAUCCAUUAUACAGACUGAGACCGAUAAUGGCACAUUUGAAUUAUAGUUUCCAAACAAAUUAUGUUUUAAGCAAAGAUAUUUGCUUGGAUGAAAGUUCGAUCGUUCUCGAGGGGAGGUCGACAACAAAACAGCAUGUCGAGAGCAAACUCUCCAAGUUGGAAAUGAAGACGUACGAGGUCUGCGAAAGUGCCACUGGUUAUUUGUGGUCUUUUGCCGUUGACUCGGACAAGCAGCCCGCAUCAGAGCCGGACUCUGGCGAAGCUAACAGCACAUCCAUCGCGAAGAAGCUAAUCGGUCCAUUACUGAACAAAGGUUACAGAAUAUUCAUGGACAGUUGGCACAAUUCGCUGUCAUUGGCCAGAUAUUUGAAGCAAAACGGCACGGAUUGCGUCGGUGCUUUGAGACAGAACAGUAAAGAAAUCCCAGUGCUGAUAAAGAAGGCUCUGCUCAAGAAGGGACAGUUAAUCGCGAGACACUCGGGCGAUGUCACGGUACUGUCGUGGCGUGACGAAAAGCGUGUUACCAUGAUGUCGACCUGCCACGGUUCAGCCUGCGGAUUACCGACGGUUAUAUCUCGACCCACUACAAGACAAGUACCGUUCCAACCCCAAGUGGUCUUAGAUUACAAUAAAUCAAUGGAGGGCAUAGACUUGAAGGACCAAAUACUAGACUCCUAUCUGAUAGAGAAGAAGUGUUGUACGAAAUUGUACAUGAAGAUAUUUCAACUACUCAUAAAUUAUUCGAUUCACAACUGCCGCAUUCUGCUGCAGCUGUCCACGCAGACGCACAAAGAUCACUUGGCGUUUCGAUUGAAGUUAGUGGAUUCGAUCCUAACGGCUCACCUUAUGAAACGACCACAAAGUCGUCGGUAUACAACAUCAAGUAUAAGAGCCCCGCACGAAACGCCCGGCAGAUACGUUGCGUCUGCGCAUUGGCCGACUCUACUUGAUACGACAGAGAGUGCCGCUGCUAACAAGAGGAAAAUAUGGAAACGAUGCUUUGUGUGCCUGCGCGCGGGCAGGAAAGACCAAAGAACCUCGUAUUGUUGUGAGUCCUGUCAUGUGCCUCUUUGCGUACACAAUUGCUUUAAAGAGUACCAUACAGUGGAAAUUUUGUAAUGGUGCCGUAAAUAAAUAAAAUAUAUUAAUAAAUAUGACCACUCCGGUCCUAUGCUUUCCUAUGGAUGGCGGAAAAGGCGAAUGAGGGGAUAGUCUUUUAAACUUGGGAUUCUUCUUUUACGUUAGUCGAUGGGCUUGUUACGGCAAGAGAGUGUGGAACUCCUGGCAUUUAGUGUGUCAGCUUAAACCCCUCAGGUGCGCCCUUUCCGCCAUUUUGUGGACAUCAUGAGAUCACAGGGCAUUUCACCACAAACCGAACUUGGCCUAUCAGUAUUUUCAAGAUUGUUGGCACUGUCUACCCCGCGAGGGAUGAAGACUGUAUGUAUGUAAGAAAGAGGCGUCAACGUUCCUAAGUCACAGAACUUUCAUUUUGAAGUUGGUUAAUAAUAAGACUGCUUAACUUUUUUUUUUUAAUUAUGCAUUAUAAUUUAUUUUCCUCCACGCUUUAGUUAUAUUACGGCUGAUGAUAAAAUAAUAAGACUGUUUAAAUAAUAUUUUUAUUCCAUAUACCAUCAUAUUUUUGUAUAAUAAAUCGACGAUGAUGAUAAAAAUUCGUUAACCUAAACAACAGUUUUUAUGUACUAUAUGCAAAGACGUAGAAAAAAAGGCGUAGGAUGUAGUGUGGCUUGAAAAAGAAGUGAGGCAUCGCAAUGGCGGCAUUGUACGCAUGCGUGAGUGACAGAGAAUUUGAUAAUCUAUGAUGUAAUGGCGGCCGACUGUCACACUAUUGUUGAGAGAGAGUGCGUGAGACUUGUAUUUGUCACCGGCAAAUAACAAGAACCGCAAGGUUAUAGAAUAGAAUAGAAUUUGUUCCGCCGCUUCUUCUACACAUGCGCUUUGGAAGCGGUAGUAGUUAUAAUUAGAUUUAAGUUAUGUGACGUCAAUAAGUGAUACCUUGUAUCCAAUUUUGAAAAUAAAUCUAUUCUAUUCUAAUAUUUAUUUGCUUUUGACUCGGGUUUACAAAAGGUGUUAAACAAAAACAUAUAUUUCCUCCCGGUCAGCCAUUAAUUAUAGCAUGCUAAUUUUUAUAAAAUUACACAUAAAACACUUAAGUCAAAUUAAUUAAUUCUUAAUAAAAUUAUGAUAAUGUUAUGUCAAUUUGUUACAAUAAAUAAUAAAAAAUACUUCAUAGGUACUUGUCAAUAUUUACAUACAUACAUAAAAUCACGCCUCUUUCCCGGAGGGGUAGGCAGAUACUACCUCUUUCCACUUGCCACGAUCUCUGCAUAUUUCCUUCGCUUAUGAAUAAAUUAUUUUUUUUAAUCUAAAAUUGAGGAAUUCAUGGGACUACUACUACGACUAUAAACUUUCUAGGGAGUUUAUAAACUUUCGUAGGAUUCUGUACGAGUAAGUAAUUCGUAUCGUAUCGAUUUUUUUUUUAAACUAGACUUAUACAUUUAUUUUUAUUCACGUUUAGAAUCCUGCGAAUGUUUAUAAAUUUGCUAUGAACUUUAUGUACUUACGUUUCUGGUUAUUUUCCGGUGACACAGAUUUACAGUAGGAUAUUAGUGGUGCUUCAUUUUUGUCAGCUAGUUAAACUCCGUCCGCCUUUUCUUCUGCGUUUUGUUAUUAUUUGUAUAUUACAUAUUUGUUUUUCAGUAUUACAAUUAUUGUAAAAAAAUGCCCGGUUAUAAAAAUGUAAUGUUGUAAAUAUGUACCUACUUGAAUAAUUAUUGGUAAGUUUAUUAUAAGAUUCUAAGGUAUUUUUUGUAUCGAAUCUUAAGCAUAGAAAUAAUAAGUUGUUUUAAAUAAAAACAUAAGCAAUUUGUGUUCUUUUUU
Molecule: messenger RNA, 4119 nt
Organism: Amyelois transitella
Lineage: Eukaryota; Metazoa; Arthropoda; Insecta; Lepidoptera; Pyralidae
Product: piggyBac transposable element-derived protein 4
Exons: 4
Coding region: 121-2340 (739 amino acids)
Source: RefSeq, a predicted model, not a curated record